Teleopsis dalmanni is the source of this 1216-nucleotide messenger RNA. RefSeq lists its product as uncharacterized. The coding region runs from base 95 to 961 and encodes 288 amino acids. The transcript is spliced from 4 exons. The record is from RefSeq and is a predicted model, not a curated record. NCBI's taxonomy places the organism in Eukaryota, Metazoa, Arthropoda, Insecta, Diptera, Diopsidae.
AUCGUAGUGUAUAACUCUGAGUACGCUUUUUGUGCAUACGUACUCUUACACGUUUUUUUUUGCGUACUUUUUUUAUUUGUUGGAAAAUUAAUAAAUGUACCCACAGAAAGCAAGGGCAAAAAGGAGGAUGUUAAGGGAACCAAGGAAGUGGAAUGACGAUCUUGUCACUAAAAUGCUUGACUAUGUAGAAGAGAAAGGAAAUUUUGAAAUGCCGACUGCUCAACUUUAUUACAAGGAAAUGUUAGAAAAUAUAGGUGAAAGUAUUCCCUGGGAUUUAAUGAAAUUUAAAAUGCGCCAUUUAAGAUUAAGACUACAAAAAACGGAGCACUGGCGUAACACGAUUGGCUUACAGAUUAAGAAAGAGAGAGGAGAUAAAACAGUUAGGGAACACAUUUUAAAAAUAUGCCCUCACUAUGACAGAUUGUUACAAAUGUUUGGGAACGGCGAUGAAAUUGUUGGAAAGAGGGCUAGAAAAUUGCUCUUAUCAUCUAUAAAACCUGAAGAAGAGGAAAGAGCAGAAGCAACACCUGACUUAAAAAUUAUGAACGUAGAAGAAAGCUAUGAAGUACCUCACCCAAGUCCUAAACAAAUUGAAUUUCUAACUACAUCUGACAUAGAAAUUACAAAUAUAGAAGAAAGCUAUCGGCAAUGUAGUUCAGAUACUAAACUAACUGAUUUACACGAAAUGAAGGAACUAUUAAAACAAGAAAGACUUAAACCUGAAACAGAAAAUUUUGAAAUGCAGUAUGAUUUGGAAAUAAAAAAACUAAAGUUGGACGAGGAGAGAAUAUUACUAACAACCAAAACGGAAAACAGGAAGUUAGAUUUAGAAGAAAGAAAACUACACUUAGAAGAGAGAAGAUUAGAAAAAGAGUUCGAGUUAAAAAAAAUGGAACUAGAAAUGAAGGAAAGAUUGGCUAAAAUCGAAUUGGAGUUAAAAUAUAAAAAAGCACAUUGUUAAAUAUUAUUUGUCAAUUUUCUAUAUACAUAUAUGUAUAUUGUUCUUCGAUUCAGUUUUAAUUUUCUCUAGGGAGACAAAAUUAAAAAAAGUUUAAGAAUCUUAAAUUGAAAAAUUGAAAAAAACGUUUUAAUAGAGUUUAAACUUAAUGUACAAUAUUACAAAAACUAUAAAAAAAGAUCAUUAACUUAUGUGCUACUUCAGAGACAAUAAUAAAAAAAUGUUCAACAUAUUAUUAUUAUUAUGUUGAGGCUAGUU